AAAAAAAUGCAGUCGCAUGUAUGUACUCCCGUCUGCAUAUACGGGGCUUCCGUUCAAUGGCCUCCGCAGUCGGACUUCAAUCCAUCAAUCCUUAUUGUGGCAGAUAAACUGAAAGACGCCCAUUCGGCACCCAUCGGUCAGUUUUCAAUGCAGUGGAACCAACUCAAUGCAGUUUCCAAUGUCAAAGGUAUUGUACAUAUGUGUACGAGGAAAGCAACCGGUCUGAUUGACGUUUUUGCCAUCAAGAUGUCUGAAGGGCACAAGUCUGUCCCAUAUCCAACUACAUAACGCCGCCGCCUACUUGCUGACGCAAUCAAUCCCACACCCUUGAGCAACCGAUACCGUUGUUAUGAUUUGCUCGAGUCAACGGUGCGGUGGUCCUUCCGCAGACCUCCAUCAUCGUCGCAUCUCCAUCCUCUAUGCGUUACCUUCCAUCCUCUGUCACUGUACGCCGUAUGUGUCUAUGAUUUCGCUGACGGUACUAACCUGUGCUAUAUCCGACGGAACGAUGUUAGGCGGAAUGUUCGAGCGAGAUGGUUCAUACCUUCAAAAUAUCCCAUAUCGGCCCUUGCGUAUCGAUCAAACGAUGGACAUGGUAACAUUGAUUCGUCUGUCCACUCCAGAUCCACCCAUCCUAAUCCCCGCCCCCUCCUCUUCGCCCAACUCAAAACAUCUAAAUAUCUUUCAUUCCUUUAUUCCUUGGCGUUCUCGCACCGAUCUGGCUUGCCAAAUCCAGCCACCUUCAGCGUACGCAGCACACCCUCCUCGUCGAUAUACCUUGCGGCGCUCUUUGUUCACAAUCUCACCGUUGCGCUUGCUGAGCUUGUAGCACGAGCCCAUCGGAGAAUGAAAGGGAAUGCAGGGUUGCUUUUUGCCACGAGGAAUUGCGUAAUCUUCGUAUCCUCGAACUCGUUGCUCCCUCCGAUUAUCUAUCCAUGUGGUGACCACUCGGACCC
Molecule: messenger RNA, 956 nt
Organism: Fimicolochytrium jonesii
Lineage: Eukaryota; Fungi; Chytridiomycota; Chytridiomycetes; Spizellomycetales; Powellomycetaceae
Exons: 1
Coding region: 350-829 (159 amino acids)
Source: RefSeq, a predicted model, not a curated record